UCGAUGGCGACAAACAGAUAGACAGCGCUCACGCAGAUUGCUCGCACACAACAGGCGCGGUAGUCAGGAGCACGAUUUGGCGGGCUACGAGUUUCGAUUUGGCGGGCUUACAACUUUUCGCCAAGCCCGCGCAGUCGUUGCUCUCACUCGUUCGAGGCAGAAGUGGUAGUAAAAGGCGGGAGAGUGUCGUCGAAAACACUUGUGAAAAAGAGGUUAUGCUUGUAGAGGGCGUGCAUGCGCGGGAGCGUGUACGUGCCCGGAAGUUGACGAGAAGAAGAACCGUCAGCGCGAUAUUUUUUUGUACUUAGUAUACGCUUCUCUCUCUCUCGAACGAACGAACGAACGAACGAAAGAACGAAAGAACGACGCUGAGAGCAAUUCCGUUACGAUUGGUGCCGUGUUGCAUUACGUUACGUGACGUUAUACUUGAUUGAUCGGGUUCGGGUUCGGGUUGUGUUGGAGGCUACAUUACUCUGAGUGAAGCUCUCUCCUUUUCUCAACGGGCUGCGGCGAUGGAGGCUGCUGCUGCUUUGGGUAUGGCAGUCAGCGUGCCCUCGGCGUCUUCCAUGGCCGUAGCUCGAGCAACAGUGGGAGCAGGAGAGGUAUCGCUGCGAAGAGUAGGCGCUGGGGGCGGCGGAGCCAAGCUGGUCGUCAAGCCGCUCACUGGAAGCUCAAGCUCAUCCCGGCGAUGGAGGGCACAGGGCGUGCGUGCGCAAUCUUCCAGCUCGGAAAAGCCAUUGUACAUCGGCUACAACCCGAAGAAAACGGUGUUCCCAGCGGAGGCUUGUGAUGAGCUUGGCGGCGAAUUUUGUAACGUAGAGGGGGUUGGUGAGGAGGUUAACCCUCAGACGUCGGCGUCGGCGGCGCCAGCGGCGGCUGAGCAGCAGCCACAGGCUGGACCGGCAGGGAUCUUUGCCAGCAUUUUUGGGAAGGGUGCGGCUGAAAACCCUGAUAGGGAGUACAUGGAGUAUGACUCCCCCAAAACAGUAUUUCCUGGUGAGGCGUGCGACGAUCUCGGAGGCGAGUUUUGCUCUCCCGACUUCCAGGAGGGAGUUUUCCCAGACACCAAACCCAAGGAUGCGUAAAAUUCAUUGAUUUGAAUUAUGAUGACUUUGUUCGUACCAUUACAACCUUAUACUUCCGUUAUCGCUUAACUCACCUCCGGCUCAAAAAUCAAGCUAAACUGAGUUUUACAGUUUUACUCCAGUUUGAUUCCAAUUUGACUCUAGUUUGACUGGGGUCUGGGAUGCAGUUUGACUAGAGUUUGAUUUGAGUUUGACUUGAGUUUGAUUUGAGUUUGAUUUGAGUUUGAUGUCAGUUUGACUUGAAUUGAGUCGAUUCAACUCGAUUGUAGAUUUCAUUUACCCUUUAGUGUAGCACGCCAUAGCACAACCUAACUUAAGGUUUGCGCCUUUGCUCUUCUUCUUCUUCUUCUUCUUCUUCUUCUUCUUCUUCUUCUUCUUCUUCUUACAGUUCAACUUGCAGCUUGCAUUGCCAAGUUCUGCUUUGCUUUUUCGUUAUAGAGUACUGAGUAGUACUAGGCUACUAGCUGCUGUGAAGUUGUCGCCGACAGCAUUCUGGGUUUGAAAUUUGAAUCUUUUCAUGUAUUUUACUAUUUUGUAAAUACAUGUAGAUGAUAGCUGCUAGACAAGUUUUUUUUUUUUUUUUUUUGGUUUUUUGUUUCUGUACUUAGGUUACCGUAGUAGAACUUGAAAUUGCUUUCUGCGCAGCAAAAGUAGCAGCAUUCAUUCUGAUAGAGAAUCGCAAUCAUUAUGACACAGAAGGACUCGGAUGAUGAAGCACUAUAAUUUGCCCUUGUUUGUGUAAUUAAUAAGUUCAAUCCACUCUAUGGAUUUCUCAACUCCACAACAAAAUGUGCCGUGGAGA
This is a messenger RNA of Chara braunii, 1887 nucleotides long. Lineage: Eukaryota; Viridiplantae; Streptophyta; Charophyceae; Charales; Characeae. The record is from the annotation of a GenBank genome assembly.